AUGUGGGACCUGCGCAAGGGGGCCACCAUGGCUACACUCACCUACCACAAAAAGAGUGUGAGGGCUCUGGCGGGCCAUCCCACUGAGCACACCUUUGUCAGUGCGGGGGCUGACAACAUCAAGAAGUUCAAGCUGCCUGGUGGUGACUUUUUGCACAACACGCUGAGCCAGCAGAGGGCCAUUGUCAACACGCUGGCUGUCAACGAGGACGGGGUCAUGGCGAGCGGAGGGGAUGACGGCAGCCUCUGGUUUUGGGACUACAACAGCGGGCACUGCUACCAGCAGGUGGAGCCCGUGGUGCAGCCCGGGUCCCUGGACUCUGAGGCCGGCGUGUACGCCGCGUCCUACGACAUCACGGGGUCGCGCCUCAUCACCUGCAACGCCGACAAGACCAUCGGCUGCUACAGGCCAGUGGAGGACGCCACGCCGGAGAGCGCGCCGGGGCUGCCCUACCACCCACCAUCCACCAUACGCAGGUUCUGA
Monoraphidium neglectum is the source of this 483-nucleotide messenger RNA. Its product is annotated as pleiotropic regulator 1. The transcript has 5 exons. The coding region runs from base 1 to 483 and encodes 160 amino acids. Gene Ontology annotation, biological process: mRNA splicing, via spliceosome. The record is from RefSeq and is a predicted model, not a curated record. NCBI's taxonomy places the organism in Eukaryota, Viridiplantae, Chlorophyta, Chlorophyceae, Sphaeropleales, Selenastraceae. Gene Ontology annotation, molecular function: protein binding. Gene Ontology annotation, cellular component: catalytic step 2 spliceosome; precatalytic spliceosome; Prp19 complex.